UCUCUGUACAUAAACUUGUUACCUCGCCCGCCCGUGUCAUAUGAUUGAUUUUCUCGUAUUGACUACCACGACUGUUCCCUUCCCACUCUAUGACUCCUGCUUUGUAUCAAGACUCACAGAAAUAAAUGAAGUUCCCAUCCUUCCUUCAAGAGCAGAUUUAGCGGAAAUUCAGACAUGGAUGAUUAUGCGAUCAAAGCAUAUGACGCGUCUCAGCGCGUUCGCUCGUGUCUACUACCACCAUGUCCUUUUCCGAAAACUCUCCAGCACAAUUCUGCGGCAUCCCCCUUGAGUCAGAUCCGACUAUCUUCACAGACCUGAUGCACGCUCUCUGCGGGGUGCGAUCCCACCUGCUGACCUGCGUCGAUCUGCUCUCCCUUGACCCAGACGAUCUCGUUCCUGGCGGUCCCUUGGCUCUGCCAGGCAAGUUGCGCGGAAUCAUUCUGGUGUACAAUACCAACCCCGCGUACGAAUCCUCGAUCGACUACGAGCGGGAGAAAGCGCGAGAUGCGGGGCGAGGGUAUGCUGGUCGAGGGUCCGACGAGCCGAUGUUGUGGGUCGAGCAGAUCGUCCCCCACGCAUGCGGGUUCUUCGCACUGAUGCACAUCGUUUCAAACUUGAGUCGAUUGGGUGUAGAUUCGCCGUAUAUAGGUUCGUUCGUGACUUCUCGUCCUUCUGGUGGAGUGUCCGCACACAGGUCAUUGCUGGCUGACCACUGGUAUAAGACCCAGAUUCGCCCAUGGGAA
Molecule: messenger RNA, 743 nt
Organism: Mycena citricolor
Lineage: Eukaryota; Fungi; Basidiomycota; Agaricomycetes; Agaricales; Mycenaceae
Source: the annotation of a GenBank genome assembly